CCAUGGCACCCAUGAUCCAGAAGCCACAUCCCCUGAGCUGCUUCUGACUGGCUGGGCCAGGGGAGGAAGGAAGGGUGGGAAGAUUUCAGGUCUCUUUCUCUGGGGCUCACUCUGUUCAAACUGCUCUCUUGUCCACAUUCACUGGAUCCCUGCGUCUGUCCCUCAACUUCCCUUAGAUGGCCACUCCAGCUCCAGCCAUUGUUCUCAUCCUCCUCCUGAGCCUGCCUUGGCUUCCCGAGUCUGCCCCAGGACACAGGAUACAUGGAGGGUGGACACUAAACAGCGCUGGUUAUUUGCUGGGCCCCGUCAUUCAGCUGCCCCGGGGAAGCCAUCAGACCCCACACAGGGAAGCCAAGAAGCCUGAGCUCACAGCCUGGUGGGGAGCCAAGGAUGGGCCGCUCCCACCCCAGCCCCCUGAGGACGUCCCCAGGAGGGGCCUAGGAGGGCCGCUGCCCCGGCCAGAGAUAAGUGCCUGGCCCAGCUGAGAGUAGGGAGGAGGAGGGGGCGCCAAAGGGAGGAGCCAGAAGCCAGAGGAGCAGGAGGAGGAGGAGGAUGGCUGCUCGAAGCUCUCCCCAGCUGGCCAGACCUGGUUGCUUUGGCUGGAGAGACCCAGAAGAAGA
This is a messenger RNA of Dromiciops gliroides (monito del monte), 620 nucleotides long. It is a transcript of the gene GALP, whose product is annotated as galanin like peptide. Lineage: Eukaryota; Metazoa; Chordata; Mammalia; Microbiotheria; Microbiotheriidae. Gene Ontology annotation, biological process: defense response to Gram-negative bacterium; antimicrobial humoral immune response mediated by antimicrobial peptide; behavioral response to starvation. Gene Ontology annotation, cellular component: extracellular region. Bases 177 to 485 code for a protein of 102 amino acids. The transcript has 6 exons. Gene Ontology annotation, molecular function: hormone activity. The record is from RefSeq and is a predicted model, not a curated record.